GCCACGCUCCUGGAAAUAACUCGUUGACAUGGUUGUUGAGUGUCCAGCGGACAGCACAAGUGUACACAUUGGGCAAACAAAAUGGAGGGAAGGUUUAGCCGAGCUUCCUUAUCGAUAUCGGCAGCUCACAGCUAUCAACCGCGUCACCUGCAACACUCCCAAAGAGCACCCACAUGACAGCUACUGUCACCAUUCCUACAGUUUGUCACGCCGGAAUGCUCACGGCUUGAGAUUUACUCACGUUCAUGGAGCUGGAUCUGACCCUCUGGGCAAGAUACGACCAGCCCUCUAAUCACAAUAUUCCCUAAGACGCCGCAGCACGGCCACGCGCCCCGCCCGCUGCCUGAGCGUAGUGCAGGCUGCUCAGCAUGAUGGCCUCCAAUCUUCUUUCUAGACUUCUGCCCUCCGCAAUUGACGAGCCGUUCGAAAGUGAUCCCCUAAACCCUCAGCCGCGCCGAAGCUCGACCUCGACAGACGGACAGCACGUCAUGGACAUAGACGAGGAGAACUUCGGGGCCUACUUCGAGCCGCAAGACUUGGAACACCUACUGGAAGAAGCAUCUGGCAGUCAGAUGACGACCGAUAGCCGUGCUGUUUCUCCUGAAGCAAGACGGAAGCCGAACGCGCCUCCAGGCAUCAACGCAGCGAAUCGAGCCGCUGGACGGAAACAGCCUGCCCCAGCGCGACCUCUGCCAGUGGACGACGACGACGAUGUUCCGCAGUCGUUGCUCCUUGAAGGAGGACCUUCGUCACCACUUGCGACACGGCGUACAGACGGCCUGCCACCCCCAGUACCUGGCCCUUCGACGCGGCAGACACGAGCGCAGUGGGACACUACCCAGAGACAGCAGCGGCUGCACGACGAUAUGGCCGGGGCACCAGCCAAAACCUGGGGGAGGACAGGGCAGUUUAACGUUAAUCCUAAAGAGAAGGCACUGUGGCUGUGGGUUAACCAGACCGACCUGGACACAUACAUGAAGGACGUCUACGAAUACUACCGCGGUCACGGCAUCUACUCGAUGCUACUGAAACGGGUCUUGACUCUUCUGCAAUCUGCAUUCGUAGUGGGCUUCAUGACUUUCUUCGGGUGGUGCAUCGACUACUCUAAGCUCUCUCAGAGCCACAAGAUGAGCGAAGUGCUCGUGCCCAAGUGCACAUCCAGGAUACACGGCCUCUGGAUCUUUGCUAUAUGGGUUUUCUCCAGCUAUUGGAUCUAUUCGUUCUAUACAAUGGUCACGGACAUACCAAGGCUGAAGGCCAUGCACGACUUCUACCACCAUCUCCUCGAUAUUCCAGACCGGGACAUUCAGACUGUGGAGUGGCAACAAGUUGUCAGUCGCAUCAUGGCCUUACGUGACCUGAACCUCACCACAGCAUCGAACUUGUCGCCAGAAACUCGGAAGCUGCUGGACUCAAAGAGCCGACAGCGUCUGGAUGCCAUCGAUAUAGCAAGCCGCCUCAUGAGGCGCGAAAACUACCUCAUCGCCCUCUUUAACAAGGAGGUUUUGGAUGUGACGGUGCCCAUUCCCUUCUUAGGAAACAGGUACAUCUUCUCUGAGACUACAAGGUGGCAUGUGGAGCUCGCCAUCUUAGAGUUUGUCUUUAGCGGCAAGAAUGGCCAGUUUAAUCCCGAAUUCCUCAAAGAGCGCAACCGUCGGGAACUUGUGAAGAGACUGCGGACUCGGUUGAUGGGUGUCGGACUGAUCAGUGUUGUCUGCGCUCCAUUCGCAGUGAUUUUCGUACUGGCAUCGUACCUGUUCAAGUACUUUGCAGAGUACCACAAAGACCCCGGCCAACUGAGCAACCGCGACUUCACACACUUUGCGCAGUGGAAGUUCCGCGAGUUCAAUGAGCUACCUCACCUUUUCGAGCGCCGCCAUAAGAUGGCCCAACCGUACGCCAACAUGUACCUCGCACAAUUUCCCAAGGACAAGACAGAGCAGAUAUCUUCAUUUAUAGCGUUUGUUACAGGAGCGUUCGCAUUUGUGCUAGUAGCGCUCACUCUUCUUGACUCCGAGCUGUUCCUCACCUUCGAGAUCACGCCUGGAAAGACAGCGAUUUUCUGGAUUGGUGUCUUCACAGCCAUAUACCGUUCGGCUAGAGGAAGCAGCCCUCAAGAAGACCAGAUCUCUGAUCCCGCAUUCUACCUUGGCCAUGUCAUCUACCACACACGCUAUGAGCCCGAGUCGUGGACCGACCGUCUACACACUGACGAAGUCCGCGCCGAGUUCGCAAAGCUCUACCAACCCAAGGUUCUCAUCUUCGCUGAAGAAAUCCUCAGCAUGGUUAUCACACCAUUCCUCCUUAUCUUUCGCCUGCCCAACUGCAGCGAGCGCAUCGUCGACUUCUUUCGCGAGUUCUCCAUCGUCGUAGAUGGCCUAGGCGUGACGUGCUCGUACUCCAUGUUCCCCUUCAACAAAGGCACGCAAAACCGCACAAACAACAUCCCCGCCUCCCAACCCGGCGGCGCACGCGCAAAUGACCCCGCAAGCGACCCACGAGAAGAUUACUUCAUGGCAAAGGAUAACAAGAUGCUAGCAAGCUACUACGGCUUCAUGGACACAUAUGGAAACCCAAGUGGCAGAGGCUACAACAACAGACUUCAAGGCCGCAGCACUUUCCAUCCCCCGCCGCAGUUCCCGAACGCAUUCGGCAACAUGAGCCAGACGGCUCAGCCCGGUGAUGCAGGGCUUCAUGCACGCGGUACCAGCAGAGGACCCGCUGGCCGCCAACCGCAGCAUCUCCAGCGCCACACACCGAGGCAUCCUGCACGAGACGAGCCCAUGUCUUCCAUGCUGCUGGAUCCGCACCACCAGCCUUCUGCUCCUGCGUUGAGAAGUUCACCGAGAGGCGUGUCGCAUGGGAGGUAUCAGUCGAGACUGCAUAAUGUGGCGAGUCCGACGGGGCAUCCAGGGGCGAGGAUCGAGGAGGAGAGUACGAUUGGGGAUAGUUGGCGGACUAGUCGGUUGGCGCAGGAUGAUGACGACGAGGAUGAGGCGCCGGGUGCUGGGAGGGGUGGCGUGUUGCAGUUGUUGCGGCAGUUUAGCAAGGCGCAAGCUGAGGGAAGGGGCGCUGGUGUUGGGGUGUAAUCAUUUGUUCUGGCGUUUGGGUGAUUCAUCCUGGUAUUGCAUCAGCAUGCAUGCCUAUAUGCGUUGGGCGGGUUUAGGUGUUUGAUUUGAUACCAUGACGGGCUAGGAUGGCCUUGAUAACGCAAUACAUCGCAUUCUUCAAGAACACUGCAUGAUCGCAAUGAUCUGCAAUAUAGAUACUUGACUGAUUCUUGAUUAGU
Macroventuria anomochaeta is the source of this 3289-nucleotide messenger RNA. RefSeq names its product autophagy protein-like protein Apg9. Lineage: Eukaryota; Fungi; Ascomycota; Dothideomycetes; Pleosporales; Didymellaceae. Gene Ontology annotation, cellular component: autophagosome; phagophore assembly site. Gene Ontology annotation, biological process: autophagy of mitochondrion; protein localization to phagophore assembly site. The record is from RefSeq and is a predicted model, not a curated record. The transcript is spliced from 2 exons. The coding region runs from base 369 to 3089 and encodes 906 amino acids.